Messenger RNA from Cylicocyclus nassatus, 978 nucleotides. The record is from the annotation of a GenBank genome assembly. NCBI's taxonomy places the organism in Eukaryota, Metazoa, Nematoda, Chromadorea, Rhabditida, Strongylidae.
AUGCUAGCCAGUCCACAAGUGCGUUGCUAUACUUUUUAUGCUUUGAACUUUAGCAGCUAUACCAGUGCAGUGCACGUUGGUAAUGCUGUUUCUAUCAAUAAGUGGCAGCCAAGUUUGGGUGAGCAGCAGGAAAGGGAGUUGCUAGCUUCUUCAUGUAAAGUUGUAGCAAAUGAUGUGGAGCCGAGGUACUCAUCUUUGUCUCCCGAUCAGCUUCGUAAAAAAGUGCAUCUUCGUUCACGUUCUUCCGCUUUCGCCGCUCUGCUCCGAUUGCGGUCCAAGCUUUUGACGAAAAUCCAUGAGUAUUUUAUGAAGCGUGGCUAUGUCCAUAUUGAUACGCCAGUUAUCACAGCGAAUGACUGCGAAGGAGCUGGGGAAACGUUUUCCAUAGCUGAACCGACUUCAGGGGAGGAAUUCUUUGCUAAGAAAGAUGCUUUUCUGUCCGUCAGUGGUCAGCUACAUCUAGAGGCCAUGGUAAGAGUCGUUAUAUCCUUUUGGAGAUGGAGAAUUUCUCUGAAACUGUUAUUCUUGACUCGCGCAGCCUUAUUCACAAGUAUAGCGGAAACUGUUGGAGAUUUUCAUGGUGAUCGAGGAUUUGCUUGGGUCAGAGCUGGACUUGUGGUAAAAGUUAUUGAUGGAGACAUUGCAUUGGUUCGAGUGGAGUCGUCAAGCGAAAAAUUUGUAACCAGCCGGAGCAUCAGAGCUUGUGACAAAUUUGUUAUCAAAUAUCGACGAAAGGAACUUUAUGGUCUUUUGAGAACAGCUGAGACAGGAGUUGAGAAGAAUGCGAUACUGAAAGUUGUGAAUUCCGUUACCGGGAAGUUGGAGUGAAUGCAAUGCUUUGUUCUCUGCGCUGUAUAUAAACCAUGUUGUCUGUUCUUGUUAGGCUGAAGAUGAUGAUAUGCCAUCUCCACUUAGGCUUUCAAAGCAAAAGAUCAUAAAGUGAAUGUUAAGAGUAGAAUAAAAUCAAAAUCAUCCUCU